Messenger RNA from Pelobates fuscus (common spadefoot toad), 1414 nucleotides. It is a transcript of the gene FAM177B, whose product is annotated as family with sequence similarity 177 member B. The transcript has 6 exons. Bases 207 to 719 code for a protein of 170 amino acids. NCBI's taxonomy places the organism in Eukaryota, Metazoa, Chordata, Amphibia, Anura, Pelobatidae. The record is from RefSeq and is a predicted model, not a curated record.
AGACACAGACUGACAUAGAACAAUAUAUACAAGCUGCACUACAACCCUAACCAUCGAAUUACUAGGCAGGUAAAGAUUUAUAAACCAUGAUUAGUGCUUAUUAACCUUUUUUUCUGCCUUUGACGUCUUCAAUACAAUGUGAAAACCUAAAUUAUUUGUAACAAGAUCAUAGAUUCUUGAUAACAGAAUCGCACGAAGUGGCUAACAUGUCAGACCAUGAUAUAGCACUGAAAGAACUUGAAGAUGUGGAGAAACACAGAGUUCCAAGGAGAAUAAUUCACUUUGCUAGUGGAGAAACCAUUGAGGAAUAUAGCACAGAAGAAGAGGAAGAAGACGAAGAGGAACAUGUUGACUUUAAAAGUGUGGACACGACACAGAUGACCUGGGGAACCUACACAAAAUUCUGGGUGCUUCGAGUUGCUACAUAUGUCUUCUUUACCUGUGACUUUUUAGGUGGGAAGCUGGCAUCCCUGUUUGGUUUAAAUGCCCCAAAAUACCAAUAUGCCAUUGAUGAAUACAACAGGAUGCAAGAUGAGAGUGAUGAUGAAGAUGGUGAAGAUGUCACAGACCAAAAACCAGAUAAUGCUUUGAACGAGAAGCAUAUCAUAAUGUCACAAAGUGUGGAAUAUGGGACUAUUCAGAACCAGGAAACAUCUACACACCCAGGAGACAUACUUCAGCUUACUGCUGAUUCCAAGCAUUCUGACAGACCGCUUUGAGAGAAACAGCCUUGCGUACAUUCCUUUUUUUUAGCUAAGUAUUCCAAACAGCACCAUACAAUAUCUGCAAUGGAUGGAGACCGUGGGCUUUACGUGCAUAAAGGACAAUGGACAUGGGAACUAAGCACUAUACCACUGUGGUGGCCAAAAUCUAGCUCUCCUUCCUAGAGCCAACUGUUCAGUGAAGCAAAUUCUAGGAGGAGCUGGUGGAUUUGUACAAAUCUCUGUCUAAUCAAAUAAUGCAAUUUUGUGUUGACAGACAACCUCCAACAUUUCAACCUGUAACUUAUGUUAUUUAGAUCAAUAUGGUGGGAUUGGGAGACAUUUCAUUGGGAUUGUUGUGUCCUGGUGGAUUGCUUGUGUUACAAGGAUCCAUAGACAGAUAGGUAGAAAAAAAAACCUGUAAAGUCCUUUAACUUAAAUUCUGCCUAUAUUUGUUGACCAAAAAAGACACUUUUAAUUUUUAUUUGAAAUUUACAUAAAGACUGAAGAAGCAAUUACAUUUUCCUCGGAACAACAUUACCUAAUCUGAAAAUAAUAGUAGUAUCCCAGUGUAUAUACUAUAGACCUUAGCUGUACAACCGGGGAUAAACAUGAAUUUCUGUGUGAUUGCAGGCAGGUUUGUAUACUGAUUGAGAUGGUAAAGUGUCUCACUAUAAACAUAAUACAUUUAUAUCUUAUACCAUAAUAAAGAA